ACAAGAAGUGAAAUAAUGAAUUGCUUGGAGUCACCCAAAAUCCCACCUGUGACUGGGAGAGUUUGUGGAGUGAGCACAAGCAGCAGUGCCAGGAGCGCCCCGCAGCCCCCAGCACCCACCCCAGCCCCGAUGCAGAACUCCCUGCAGCCCCUGUGCCUGUCGCUGGAGACUCUCCAUCGGGUUAAGGGUCGCAUGCUGGAAGCCAUGGAGCGGGGCCUGAGCCGCCGGACGCACUCCCACGCCACAGUGCGCAUGCUGCCCGCCUUCAUCCGCUCCACCCCGGACGGCACCGAGAGAGGUGAAUUCCUGGUGCUGGAGCUGGGAGACACCCAUUUGCGGGUGCUGCUGAUGGAGCUGUCGGGGGACACAGACCAGAGGGUGAUGCUGAAGGAACGGCGCUUUCCUGUGCCAGACGCAAUCGCCCAGGGCCCUGGCGAGAAGCUGUUUGCCUUCCUGGCGACGUGCCUGUGGGAGUUCCUGGACGGGCUCCACAUGCCCCAGACGGACUUCGAGCUCGGCUUCUCCUUCCCCUUCUCCUGCAGGCAGACGCGGCUGGACCAGGGUGGGGGCUCCGGGGUAGGGGUGGGGCAGUGUGUGGCAGGUUGA
This is a messenger RNA of Chelonoidis abingdonii (Abingdon island giant tortoise), 606 nucleotides long. The record is from RefSeq and is a predicted model, not a curated record. NCBI's taxonomy places the organism in Eukaryota, Metazoa, Chordata, Testudines, Testudinidae.